Oryzias melastigma (Indian medaka) is the source of this 570-nucleotide messenger RNA. RefSeq names its product thrombospondin type-1 domain-containing protein 7A-like. The coding region runs from base 1 to 555 and encodes 184 amino acids. Lineage: Eukaryota; Metazoa; Chordata; Actinopteri; Beloniformes; Adrianichthyidae. The transcript has 4 exons. The record is from RefSeq and is a predicted model, not a curated record.
AUGGCGGUCUGCAGGAAAGUUAACAUUUGUGGUUCUUGUCCUCAGGUGUACGAGGUGGUGCCGUGUCAGAGCGACUGUAACCAGUAUGUUUGGGUCGCGGAGCCCUGGAGUGUUUGGAAGGUCAGCAACGUUGACCUGAAGGAGAACUGCGGGGAGGGCGUCCAGACCAGAAAAGUCAGGUGCAUGCUCAACACGGUGGACGGGCCCUCAGAGGCGGUGGAGGACUACCUCUGCGACCCGGAGGAGAUGCCGCUGGGCGCCCGGGAGAGCCGACUUCCCUGCCCAGAAGACUGCGUCCUCAACGACUGGGGCCCCUGGAGCCGCUGCAGCCUGCCCUGCACCAGAACCAACAGUCGAGUCCGGACGGCGUACACCAUCCGAUCCCCCAGCGUGGGCCGGGAGUGUCCCGACACGACGGACAAAGAAGCCUGCAGCCUGAACCUGAACUGCUUCAACUACUUCUACAACAUCACAGGUACCGGCUCCUGCUUCUGUUUGUGGCUCUUCGAGCAAAGGAAACCUGUGGAGGGAAAAAUGGAGAACUCUUACAUGUAAGAACACGAUAAAAUA